Messenger RNA from Pochonia chlamydosporia 170, 1557 nucleotides. RefSeq names its product outer membrane autotransporter. The record is from RefSeq and is a predicted model, not a curated record. Lineage: Eukaryota; Fungi; Ascomycota; Sordariomycetes; Hypocreales; Clavicipitaceae. The coding region runs from base 1 to 1557 and encodes 518 amino acids. The transcript is spliced from 4 exons.
AUGGUUGGCUUCCUAUCAUGGUCCGUCUCUGCGCUGGUGUUCAGCGCCCUGGCAGACUCAUGUGACCCCCAGUCCAAGAACAAGACACAAGAUGUAUUCUCAACCAACUGCAAAGGAGGACGAUACACGUACAAAGAACUCGCGGCGUUUGGCUUCAUACCCAGCGACACGCGAGACAAGUUUGGCGACACCUUUAGCAUCGGCUCGUCCAUCAGCAUCGCGUCAUGGCAAAAGAAGGACGCAAACAACUAUGAGGGAAUCCUCUUUGGCUUGCCGGAUCGUGGCUGGAACACAAACGGCACGGUAAACUACCAGCCUCGCAUUCACCAGUUCAAAGUCACCAUGACGCUGGCGGCCAAUGCGACUGUCGACAAGCCCUCCGCCGCCAACCUCGCCUUCGAGUACAGGGAUACUGUUCUUCUCACGGAUCCUGCUGGCAAUCCCGCCACGGCCCUGGACCCAGACCAGACUGGUGGUUUGGACUUCGCCAACUUCCCCCUUCUCCCGGCGUCCACCUUCUCGGGGGACGGGUUUGGCGGGAAUGGGCCCGGCGGGAGACGAGUCUCCAUAGAUCCCGAGUCUGUUGUUUUGGAUAAAGACGGUGGAUUCUGGAUCGGCGAUGAGUACGGUCCUAAUAUUUACAAGUUUGACAAGAGCGGCAAGAUGAUUUUCGCGGUGCCGCCACCAGAUGCCCUCGUUCCGAUUCGAAACGGCUCUGCAAGCUUCUCGUCCAACAACCCCCCUCUGUUCGACCCCCAAAAAGUGCCCAACCCCAAAAAACCAGUCCACGGUCGGCAAAACAACCAAGGCUACGAAGGCAUCACCAUCAGCCCAGACGGCAAGUCCCUCUUCGCCAUGCUCCAAUCGGCCACCAGCCAAGACGGAGGAACCAGCGACAAGACACGCGCAAAUACCCGUCUCCUCCGGUACUCCAUCCAAGACGGCAACACACAGCCCAAGUACGAAGCGGAGUUCGUGGUGCCGCUGCCGACAUUCACAGACGCACAGGGAAACGUCAGCGCCGCUGCGCAGUCCGAGAUUCACUUCGUGUCGGGCACGCAGUUCCUCUUUCUGCCACGGGACUCGGACAACGGACGCGGCCAGGAGAGCACCACGUCCGUCUUUCGACACGUCGAUGUGUUUGACAUUUCUGACGCCACCAACAUCAAGGGCGAAGCGAGCGACGGGUUCAAUUCAUCUAUUGCGAGUGCCGAUGGGGUUUUGAAAUCGGGCAUCAAGCCUGCGACGGUGUGUUCCUUUAUCGACGUCAAUAUCAAUGCGCAGCUGAAUAGGUUUGGGGCGCAUAAUGGAGGCGAGGCUGAUGCGGGACUGUUGAAUGAGAAGUGGGAGGGAUUGGCGUUGGCGGCUGUUGAUGGUGAGGGCAAGGGGGAUGAGUAUUUUUUAUUUGCGUCUUCGGAUAAUGAUUUUAUAAGCCAGAAUGGGUCCAUGAACUUUGGGAAGACGCCAUUCAAGGAUGUCUCGGGGUUUAGUCUGGAUAAUCAAAUGCUGGUGUUUAGGGUCACUCUUCCCAAGGGUAGUAAGCCGUUGUUGAAGUAG